UACCCAAACAAGGUGCAGUUUUGACGUGCAGUUGAACCAAAUGACCGACGAGGACUAUCGAACUACGUAACCAGUAGGUGUCGCUGCAUCAAAACCUAACCUCUGUAAAUACACGCCCUUCAGAGCCGCAUACCUUUUAAAAUUCUCACUGAUUCCUUUGCAUUAUGAAGGCGUGUUUUUCCACGUGACUCGAGCAGCGGUAGUGAAAAUAAUAGGACGCACAACACCGGAUGUCGCGUCAGAGAAGCAGAACCCCCACGAAGCAGGAACUGAAACGGACCCACGGAGAAACGCUUGCUGUCCGACUACAGGUCACAGCGUAGUCUGUGGGUCAGAAAGGCUCCACACAGCAACAGAGUUAGAGCGCAAGAACGUCGAGUGCAGCCAUGUCUGGAGCAUUAGCGAGGGUACUCUUCUACCCGACCCUGGCUUAUAAUGUUUUGAUGGAGAAGGUGUCGUCCAGGCGAUGGUUCGACCGGGUGGAUGAGACGGUGGUUCUCGGAGCUCUGCCCUUCAGAUCCAUGACCGGACAGCUUGUUGAAACAGAAAAUAUUCGAGGUGUCAUCACCAUGAACGAGGAAUAUGAGACCAAAUAUUUCUGCAACUCAGCUGAGGAGUGGAGAGCUGCAGGAGUAGAGCAACUGAGGCUGAGCACCGUGGACCUCACUGGUGUCCCAAGUUUGGAGAAUCUGCAUCGUGGUGUGGAGUUUGCCCUCAAGCAUCGAGAAAAAGGGUCCAGUGUUUACAUUCACUGCAAAGCUGGACGUUCUCGCAGCGCCACCUUGGCUGCUGCUUACCUCAUCAGGUUACACUGCUGGACUCCAGAGGAAGCCUGUCAGCAGCUGGCAUCAGUUCGACCUCACAUUCUGGUGCGUAAUGCUCAGCUAGAGAUGCUAAGGAGAUACUACCUGCAGGUGUGUGAAACCUCCAGCUGAUUAAACAGGACGAGCAAUGACACUGAAGUGCGUACUCUGCUGCUGGACUUGGUCUGGACUCUGUGUAAAGACAUGAAUCACAGCAGUUUUCUUUCUUUCUUUAAUCUAUUUCGGUCCACUUAAAGACAGUCUCUGCUCUCUGCUUUUUAAAGUUCAAAGACUUUUAUGUUUAAGAUUUCGAGUUUUUUUUUCAUUAUACAUUACUGAAGACAUACUACAACACAAUUGUGUUUUUUAAACACCUGAACACUUAAAGCAUCAGUGACAAUAUUCAUUAUUUACUUGAACAAUGUCUAUUUUAAAUCCUUGGAACAUAUCAACUUGACUUCAGUAAUUGUUUUAGCCACUAUAUACUGUUAAAUUUCAUACGAAAAACAAUAUUUUGGAUACUGUAUCUUUUUUUUAAACAAACAACUGUUUUGUCUGCAUUAGCAUUUUUUAUUUAAAUGUAUGUACAAUUUCUCCUGUGCCUUAGGAUGUAAAAAUUAUAUAAAAUAAAAUGUUUGUAUGUAAUGAAACAAA
Molecule: messenger RNA, 1457 nt
Organism: Cynoglossus semilaevis (tongue sole)
Lineage: Eukaryota; Metazoa; Chordata; Actinopteri; Pleuronectiformes; Cynoglossidae
Gene: ptpmt1
Product: protein tyrosine phosphatase mitochondrial 1
Exons: 4
Coding region: 387-935 (182 amino acids)
Biological process (GO): protein dephosphorylation
Molecular function (GO): phosphatidylinositol-4,5-bisphosphate 5-phosphatase activity; phosphoprotein phosphatase activity; phosphatidylglycerophosphatase activity
Source: RefSeq, a predicted model, not a curated record